Molecule: messenger RNA, 1123 nt
Organism: Ixodes scapularis (black-legged tick)
Lineage: Eukaryota; Metazoa; Arthropoda; Arachnida; Ixodida; Ixodidae
Exons: 1
Coding region: 1-810 (269 amino acids)
Source: RefSeq, a predicted model, not a curated record
AUGACAGCCUGCCCCUCUGCACCUGACCCACUGCCGAGCCACCAGGCCCACACCGAUGUAGACGGCCUGCCAGAGAGCUGCCCACGCUGCAACGUUUUUUACACAGACUUUGUGCUAUUGAGUAGUGCUGCGGCGGCACAGCUCGAAAGACAAACAAGAGGCACGACAAAUGCCUUGUGGCACGAGUCAAGGGGGUUACGCGUCACAGCAUCCAACAUUGUAACAGUACCAAAAAUGCCACAUACUGCCCAUGAGAGGGCGGUACUGUCGCUUACAAGCAGAACAUUCCGGGGGAACGCUGCGAUCAGGCGUGGUCAGAAUUUCGAGCCCAUUGCACGUGCGCAGUUUGUGACAGAGACCGGAUUGAGUGUUUCUUUAUGUGGAACAGUUGUCUGUUCAGAGGUGCCUUUUCUCUCUGCUACUCCUGAUGGUAUUAUCCAGUCUUGUAAUGCCAUCCUUAAAAUCAAGUGUCCCGACACGGACGAUUGCAAAGCGCUGAUAGCACGAGGGGGUUACGAAGUGAAAAGUCAAGGCGACAAGUUUUUCUUGAACCCCGAGCACGACAAGGGGUUUUACAGUCAAGUGCAGUUCACGAUGCUAUGUACUAGAAAGACACUCUGUUUUUUUUACGUAUGGUCGCCCUGCUCUGUAGCACUAUUCACAGUGCUGUUUAAUGAGCAAUUCAUAGCGCAGAACAUGGCUCAUCUGACGAAGUUUUAUUUUUCUUCAAUGUUGCCAUACCUCGAGCAGAAGUACAGGAAGGGUUCGCUCCAACUGUCCUCAGACUACAGGCGGUUGACACAAAUGUGAUGUAGCAGCGCAUAUGUACCCUAAUGUACAUUACGGUAUUUUCGGGACUAUCGUCUGCAUACUAUGCAUGUUUAAAAGUUAAUUUAUUUAGGCUGUGCACAAUACGGUUUUUCAAAAUUGUUUUAUUUUUUGUUGUAAGGACUAUCCACUGGCGGACUAUACAGGAUUUGUUUUUCAGAGUGGUCUAUACCUUACGAGUACUAUCUGGCACGCCUAGUGUGACGGAUAAAAUCACGCUGUUUUGACUUGAAAAUGCCACACAAGGCCAUGCAUGCACAGCAUUUAUUUUUCCCUUUUUGCCCUCAUGGGUGAC